AAAGGAACACUUCCGGUCUGCGUCCAUUUCCGGGUUACAGCUAUUCCUGGAAGACAAGCAAUAUUUACUUGACACGGAUGUCAGCGAAUAUUUUGGAUUCAAGUCAUCCGGAGAGUUAAAUCAUCGAGGACCAACAUGGCGACCACCAUCAGCACCCAGCGGGGACAAGUGUACGUGGGCGAGCUUCCUCAGGACUUCCUGCGCAUCACGCCCACGCAGCAGCAACAGCAAGUGCAGAUGGACGCGCAGGCCGCCCGCCAGCUGCAGUACGGCGGCGCCAUCGGCACCGUGGGACGCCUGAGCAUCACCGUGGUGCAGGCCAAGUUGGCAAAGAAUUACGGGAUGACACGGAUGGAUCCAUACUGUCGCAUCCGCUUGGGCUACGCCGUGUACGAGACGCCUACGGCUCACAAUGGCGCCAAGAACCCGCGCUGGAACAAAGUGAUCCAGUGUACGGUGCCCCCUGGUGUCGACUCCUUCUACCUGGAGAUCUUCGAUGAGAGGGCGUUCUCCAUGGACGACCGCAUCGCGUGGACACACGUCACCAUUCCCGAGGGCCUGAGGGAGGGCAGCGUGGUGGAUGAGUGGUUCACACUCAGCGGCCGGCAGGGCGACGACAAGGAGGGCAUGAUCAACCUGGUCAUGUCUUUCUCUUCGUUCCCGGCAGGAGUGAUCCCUCAGCCCGUGGUCCUGAUGCCGUCUGUCUAUCAGCAAGGAGUCGGCUACGUGCCCAUCACAGGCAUGCCUUCAGUCUACAAUCAGGGCGUGUUGCCUGUGGCGGCGCCGGGGGCGGUGCAGGCCGGCGGCAUCCCAGGUGCGUCGUACAGCGAGGAGGACCUCAAGGGUCUGCAGGACAUGUUCCCAAACCUGGACCAGGAGGUGGUGCGCACGGUGCUGGAGGCUCAGCAGGGCAACAAGGACGCCGCCAUCAACUCGCUGCUGCAGAUGGCCGAGGAGCUCUAACAGCCCCGCAGGUCAUCUCCACGCCCUCGCUUGCUCCCUGUCCCGUUAUUUCCCUGCAUCGUCGUCAUAGACGUUUUUUUGUGCAGUGGUUUCCAUGACGACGGCAACGUCCUGUCAUGUAAGAAAGAAAAAAACAAGACUUGGUGGGAGGAGAUGCACUGAUGUGCAGCAAAGCCCCUCCUGUCACAUGACCUGCUCCCAGCCAAUCAGCUGCCAGGAGGAGCCACUCGCCAUGUUAGCUUGUGCUAAAGUAGAAAGAUGCUAAUCAUUGUUGACCAAAAGUGAGCUGUUUAUAUUUUCUUUUGAUCACUUCGGGCCCGGCCACACCAAACAUCUCCUUAGGGCCUCCUCCUGAAAGUGUCAGCUUUCUAUGUACCUGUAAAAAAUAAAGAUAUAUAUACAUGAACAA
Dunckerocampus dactyliophorus (ringed pipefish) is the source of this 1372-nucleotide messenger RNA. It is a transcript of the gene tollip, whose product is annotated as toll interacting protein. The transcript has 6 exons. The coding region runs from base 136 to 963 and encodes 275 amino acids. The record is from RefSeq and is a predicted model, not a curated record. Gene Ontology annotation, cellular component: cytoplasm. Gene Ontology annotation, biological process: ubiquitin-dependent protein catabolic process. Gene Ontology annotation, molecular function: ubiquitin binding; ubiquitin conjugating enzyme binding. NCBI's taxonomy places the organism in Eukaryota, Metazoa, Chordata, Actinopteri, Syngnathiformes, Syngnathidae.